Fonsecaea multimorphosa CBS 102226 is the source of this 3036-nucleotide messenger RNA. RefSeq lists its product as uncharacterized. The record is from RefSeq and is a predicted model, not a curated record. Gene Ontology annotation, cellular component: nuclear membrane; cytoplasm. Gene Ontology annotation, biological process: protein import into nucleus. The coding region runs from base 1 to 3036 and encodes 1011 amino acids. Gene Ontology annotation, molecular function: small GTPase binding. NCBI's taxonomy places the organism in Eukaryota, Fungi, Ascomycota, Eurotiomycetes, Chaetothyriales, Herpotrichiellaceae. The transcript has 2 exons.
AUGGAGCAGUUAAUACGUGAACUGUACCAGCCUUCCCAUCAAUCGUCAUCCGAGCGCAUAAAUGAGAUCCAGAAACAAAUCCAACAGCUCCAGCGCGAGAGGUCAGCAUGGCGGCAAGCUGUGGACCUUCUUCACAAUGGAGACGACACCAUAAGAUUUUAUGGUGCCUUGACCCUGACCAUCAAGAUCAAUGCUGACUGGGACCGUGAUGGGUUGGGCGACAAUGAGAACGUGAGGAGCUCUCUUCUUGAAGCGCUAGUGGGCAACUACAUACGUCUAGUGAAUCUUCCCGAUUCGCGCUUCGUUCUCCAAAAGCUCGGCUCGACACUUGUCAGUUUCUUUGCGAAGCCAGAUUCAAGCUGGAGCCUCCCAUUCAGACAGGUAUUGGCCUGUUUCCUCAGCGAGAACUAUGUUUUUGAAGAGAAUCUACCGGAAAUGGGUCAACUGCUGGAAGCCAGCAAAGACCGCUCCGACAGUGUGCUCGAGGGGGUCCUACUGCUCGCUACGAUCAUGGCGGAGGACUUGAAUAAUCGCUCUUCCAGCGCUCUGGAUAAAGGGAGACUCAAUGACCGCGUGGCUGCUAACUCCUUGGACGUAUGGCUCCUCUUGAGGUAUUGCAUAAAGCUUGUGAUCGGUCAACAGCAGGCAGAAGCAGCACCAGAGCAGGCACGGGCCCAGCUUAGAGACAUUCUUCAGCUGGCCAUGAAAGCGAUCCCGUAUUGGGCCAACAUGAGCAAAUACGCCGAAGAUACCCAAGCCCAACGCAGUGAAGGCAUUGCCAGAGACUGCAUCGCUGCAACAGUCGACUUUUUCGAGGACGAUUCCUACACAGGCUCAGUGCUUCAAAUGCUCAUCUCUUUGGAGAACUCUUCAGCAAGACUCCUUCGCGAGGCUUUGCCAAAUUUCCCAGCUCGCCUUGUCAAUUCUCCCAAGGCGAGAGAAAUGGUGGAUCUCCUGCUUCGGGGCGACUUCAUUUCCGACGGCGUUCUCUAUGUUGAUCUGCUUGAGUCCAUCAUGGGUCACAUAGACAUCACCAAACCCGACUUCCUGGACAAUCAUCGGUACAAUGAGGUAGUCGUGACUUUGCAACGGCUCCUCUCCUGCAAGGGAGUCGCCGUCAUUGAGGACCCGGUGUGCCAAGUCGUCUUGGAGAGGAUUGGUGAGAUUAUCGAGGGCUAUAUUGACUGGGAAGACGAUAACGAACCGGCCCGGCUGUUUCUUAAGGGCGUGACGGUCAGGGUAUGCGAGGCUUGCCUCCUUAAAAUCCGAAUACCUCCCGAAGAGAUGUCCAGCGAGACCCAGUCUUGGGACGCUGAUGACCGAGCAAAAUUUCAGGACUUUCGUUUCGAUGUGCAGGAUUUCUUCCACUCGGCUUACAUGGUGCUUGGGAAUGCGUUGAUAGAAGAAAUUGUCGCCAACAUUCUUGGGCAUGGUGCAUCCCCGGACUGGAGCAUCUUUGAAGCCAGCACUUUCAGUCUUCUCGCAUUCUCCGACACCAUGACAGCCAAUCCAGACAAGUACGAUACCAUCAUCACUACGGUCUUGGGGAGCCCGGCGUGGAGCUAUCUUCUUCAGACCGCCGACAACGUUCCAGAUCGGGCAUUGCGGACUGCUAUUAAAUUCAUAGCAGAAAACGUGGCAUACCUUCAAAGACAUCCAGACAGGCUGGUCGCAAUCCUGAACUUCCUCUUCUCUUCGCUCCACCUGCAAGCAUCGACGACUGCUGCCUCGCGGGCGAUAUACAAUCUAUGCGACUUUCACAGAAGCACGCUUGGAGAAGGACUGCCUCAGUUCAUCGACUCGUUGGUUUCCAUCGGGGACAUUGGCGAAACAGAGCGACAUCGAAUAUACGCCGCUGUCGCGGCCAUCAUCCAAGCAUUACCGACUGAAGAAGCCAAGGUCGAACCACUGUCACGUCUUCUUUCGCCCGUUGGCCAUGCAUUUACAAUCCUAGACGGCAACAACAUCGAUAAAGCUGACAUCUUGAGAGGCUGUAUUGACAUUAUGCAGACCCUUGCCUCAAUUGGCAAAGGACUGCGGUCCCCGGCCGAUGUCCCGGUGGACUUGGAAGCAUCGAGUGCGAGUACCUCGGACUUUUGGACGAGCGGUCAGGGCGCCAUCGUCCAGCAGAAUGUCCUUGCCAUGUACCACGCUAUCCUGCAAAAGGUCCGACCCUACAUCGACAGUGUAUUUGUUGACGCCUGCUGCGACUUUAUCAAAUCCGGCUUCACCGAAGAGCAUCCGUCGCCGUUUAAGUUUACAGACUUGAUCGGGCUUGAGCUGGUCAACCACUUCAUCAAUCUCGACAACCCAAGCAUUGACAAUACGAUGGCUUGUGCAUCUAGUUUCCUGGCUUCCGUAAGCAAGAAGAAUCUUCAGGCCAGCGUCAGCGGCCUCUUGUAUGCAGUCAUCUCCAAUCAGCGGCUGAUUCUGUCAACAUACCAUGAAACAAAGCAACUCCCAAAUAAUGAUUUCCUAUCUAGUUCAUUGGACUUUCUCAGCCGCUUGCUCAACAAAUGUGCUCCAAUGUGGUUUGGCAUGCAAGACAGUCAAGAUACAGCAGCGGUAUCGGUGGAGAUGGGCUUGCUUGUCAUGGCAGACUCGGACACGCUCCCACGUCGAUCGGCGGCAGGAUUUUUUGCGGCCCUUGCAGAGAGCAGUGGCCCUGAGAACGGGUUUGACAGCGAAGCGAAUGCACGUGUCAAAGGCCUGCUUCAAGACUUUGGGCCGCGGAUUCUCUCACUUGUUCUCCGUCUUCUUGGAGGAGAAUGUGCGCGUUCAGAGAUCGACAGCCUGACCGAAACACUCAAAAGAUUCGAGCAGAAACAAGCCAUGCUGAGCAAAGCGGUGCUCAGAGAAGCAGUCAAGGAGGAGACCGGGGUCAUGAGCGAAAAGGCCCUCAAUGCGACAACGUUGGAACGACGCAAUCGUUUUGUGUCACAGGUGGCAACGUUACGAGGCGCCAGGAAAACCAACGAGAUUGUGAAGGACUUUUGGAUUGACUGUAGGGGAAGCGGAUUUGGGUAUAUCGCUUGA